This is a messenger RNA of Heteronotia binoei (common prickly gecko), 1986 nucleotides long. It is a transcript of the gene PAF1, whose product is annotated as PAF1 homolog, Paf1/RNA polymerase II complex component. Bases 97 to 1734 code for a protein of 545 amino acids. Gene Ontology annotation, cellular component: Cdc73/Paf1 complex. The record is from RefSeq and is a predicted model, not a curated record. Gene Ontology annotation, molecular function: RNA polymerase II complex binding; chromatin binding. Gene Ontology annotation, biological process: transcription elongation by RNA polymerase II. NCBI's taxonomy places the organism in Eukaryota, Metazoa, Chordata, Lepidosauria, Squamata, Gekkonidae. The transcript has 14 exons.
CUGUGUGGAACUACAUUUCCCAGGAGGCUCAGCGGCGCAACCGGAAGUGCUUGGUAGCCCCUACCCUGGGCGCCCAUCGUCGCUCCUAGGAUCGCCAUGGCGCCCACUAUCCAGACUCAGGCGCAGCGGGAGGAGCCGGGCCACAGGCCCAACUCCCACCGGACACUCCCCGAGAGAUCAGGGGUGGUGUGUCGAGUGAAGUAUGGAAACAGCCUUCCUGACAUCCCCUUCGACCCCAAGUUCAUCACCUAUCCCUUUGACCAAAACAGGUUUGUCCAGUACAAAGCCACCUCCCUGGAGAAGCAGCACAAACACGACUUGCUGACGGAGCCCGACUUAGGGGUCACCAUAGACUUGAUCAACCCCGACACCUACCGCAUCGACCCCAACGUUCUUCUGGACCCAGCUGAUGAGAAGCUGCUGGAGGAAGAGAUCCAAGCGCCAACCAGUUCUAAACGCUCCCAGCAGCAUGCCAAGGUCGUGCCCUGGAUGAGGAAGACCGAAUACAUCUCCACCGAGUUCAACCGCUAUGGAGUCUCCAACGAGAAGCCGGAGGUGAAGAUCGGCGUCUCAGUCAAGCAGCAGUUCACAGAAGAAGAAAUCUACAAGGACAGAGACAGUCAAAUAGCGGCUAUCGAGAAGACCUUUGAGGACGCACAGAAGUCGAUUUCUCAACACUACAGCAAACCUCGGGUGACUCCUGUGGAAGUCAUGCCGGUGUUCCCCGACUUCAAGAUGUGGAUCAACCCCUGUGCUCAGGUCAUCUUUGACUCUGACCCGGCGCCCAAGGACACCAGCGGGGCCGCCGCCCUCGAGAUGAUGUCUCAGGCUAUGAUCAGGGGCAUGAUGGAUGAGGAAGGGAACCAGUUCGUAGCCUAUUUCCUGCCGGUGGACGAGACGAUGCGGAAGCGGAAGCGCGACCAGGAGGAAGAAAUGGAUUACGCCCCCGAGGACAUAUACGAAUAUAAGAUCGCCCGAGAGUAUAACUGGAACGUGAAGAACAAGGCCAGCAAAGGCUACGAGGAGAACUACUUUUUCAUCUUCCGUGAGGGCGACGGGGUCUACUACAAUGAACUGGAGACCAGGGUGCGGCUGAGCAAGCGACGUGCCAAGGCCGGGGUGCAAUCAGGCACCAACGCCGUGCUGGUGGUGAAGCACAGAGACAUGAACGAGAAGGAGUUGGAGGCUCAGGAAGCCCGCAAAGCUCAGCUGGAGAACCAUGAGCCCGAGGAGGAAGAGGAGGAGGAGAUGGACUUGGGCAAAGAGGCCCAGGGCUCAGACGAAGAGCAGGAGAAAGGCAGCGAGAGCGAGAAGGAGGCCAGCGAGGGGGAAGAGGAGGAGGAAGAGGAGGAGGAGGAGGAAGGCCGGUCGGCCAGCGAGAGCGAGCGCGAGGCCAGCGAGGCGGAGGGGCCGGCCGAGGGAGAGGAGGAGAGCGAGGAGGACGAGCGGGCAGCCCGCGACAAGGAGGAGAUCUUCGGCAGCGACGACGACGAGGACUCUGAGCAGGAGGGGGGCCGCCCUGAAGAGGAGGAGGAGGAAGAGGAGAGCGGCAGCGAGGAGGAGGAAGAGGAGGAGGGGGGAGGCCGGCGCCAGCAGCGCCACGGGACCCGCAGCCCCCUCCUCAGCGGCAGCGACCGCUCCAACCACGAGGACGACGAAGAGGAGGAGGGGGGGGAGGCCAGCGCUAGCGAGGCCGGCUCCGAGUCGAGCGAGGAGGGCAGCGAGAGUGACUGAGGCCGCUUGUGGCUGCCGCCAGGGGAGGAGUCUUUGGGCUGGCAGUGCAGCUGCUUUCCUCAACUCCCCGGGGGGCUGAGGAGCGCAGAGGGUAGGGAUCGGGACCCUCCCAGGCCCCCCUCCCCCUGCUGUGGGGACUGAGUGUCGGAAGGACCGGGAGGAGGGGUUGUGUGGUCCCCUCCCGUGGGUCUUCUUUUCCCUGUUGUACAUAGCGUCCCGUAAGGAAAUUAAAAGUUUUGCUUUUUCCCCUUU